AUGCGGGCCUGGCGCCACGAGGCACGGCGCGGGCCCUUGCUGCGCGCGCUAGCUCUGCUGGCGCUGUUGCCGCGCGCCGCCUCAGCAUCCGCGCCCGCCGCGACAGUCGCGCGGCCGUGCACCGCAAACCCGCUGUGCGUCUGUCGCGGUGACCACUUCGCCUGCGACAACGUGCCGUUCCACCGCUUUCCCGAAACAGAGGCGGGCGUGCGCCACGUGGCCGUGUCGGCCGCGCGGCUGGGUGCGCUGCCCGAGGCGGCACUGGACGCGCGGCCGCUGCGCACGCUCGUGCUCGUGGACUGCGCGCUGCACCACGUAGAUGCGCGCGCCCUCGCGUCGAUGACGGCCAGCCUGGCGUCGUUGGACCUGAGCUACAAUGAGUUCACGGAGGUGCCCGGAGCGGCGCUGCGACUGCUGAAGGGGUUGAACUGGCUCAAUCUGCAGAACAACCACAUCAGCGAGCUGGACCCGGAGAUGCAGUGGGGCGGUCUGGGCGAGUCGCUGAGCACGCUGUCGCUCAGCAACAACGCGCUGGACACGCUGCCUGCGGGCGCGCUGGCGGCGCUGCGGCGCCUGGCACGCCUGGAGCUUGACGGCAACCGCCUGCGCGUGCUAGCGCCCGGCGCACUGCCCGGCGCGCUGGCGCUGUUGCGCCUGGCCGACAACCUGCUGCCCGCGCCGCCGUGCCGCGCGUUGCGUCUCCUGCCGCGUUUGCGUCACCUUGGCCUGCGCAACAACCUGCUGCGCGCCGCCGCCUGCGUGCCAGCGCGCCUCGACGCGCUCGACCUUAGCCACAACGAGCUCUCCAACGACCUGCGCCUGCAGUUGCCCGCCGGCCCGCACUUGAAGCGGCUCAUCCUGGACCUCAACGACUUCACGAGUGUGCCGUCCUUCGUGCUCGACUGCGGCCACCUGGAGCAGCUGUCGAUGGCCCACAACGACCUGAAACACAUAUCCGACGCGGCGGUCCACGCGCUCGCGCGCAGCUUGGAGCGGUUGGACCUAGACCACAACGAGUUGGCCGCACUGCCGGCGCGUUUGCGCGACCUGGCGGGCCUGAGCCGCCUGUCGCUGGCGUACAACCUCCUCGAAGACGUCGCGGAGUUGCCUCCCAACUUACGCUACCUGUCUCUCGCUGGAAAUUUCUUAGCGACGUUUCCCACCGGUUUGCGGCAUCUCAACCCCAUGUCCCUAAAGUAUCUAGACCUCGGCUACAACCGCAUAUCGCACGUGGCGGCCGAGCACUUCAGUGCGUGGGCGGGCGCGCUGGCCACUCUGAGCCUGCGCGGGAACCGCCUCGCGCAGCUCUCGCUGGGCUCGUUCCCGCCGCUGCGGUUGCGGGAACUGGUGCUGAGCUUCAACGACCUGUACGGCGUGGAGGCAGGGGUCUUUUCAAACUUAACGGAGCUGCGGGUGCUAGAACUGUCAGCAGCGCUGCCCGGCGGCAUGCUGCCCAGAGGCGCGCCGGCGGUCACGUGGCUAAAUCUGGACAAUAACAACAUUCAUUUGGUGUCCUCGAACGACUUGCUCGGCUACCCCGCGCUGGAGUAUCUAAAUUUAGAUUUCAAUAAAUUGAUAGAAUUCCCGAGUGAAACGAGUAGCUCCAACGUUUCUUACAGAUUGAAGGAAUUGAGACUGUCGUAUAAUUACAUAAGCAAAAUAAAUUCAGUGUUUCUCGAGGAAGUGCCGGAACUACAGAGCGUAGAUUUAUCCUAUAAUCGCAUGCAGAAUAUUAGCCAACGAGGAUUUUAUAAUUUAGGAAACUUAGUUUAUUUAAAUUUAGCCGGAAAUGUUGUGGAACUUAUCGCCGACGAAGCGUUUGUCGAUUUGCCGAAGUUAGAAGUAUUGAAUUUGCAAGAAAAUAAUUUAGCUGAAUUAUCGACUAGAUGUUUAUCGAACGUCUCGAAUGAGGGUACAAAUUUCGCGGUGAACGUUAGCUACAAUAGACUGACGACACUCUCCGGAGGAAAGUUAGUUUCUAUUAAUGUUCUAGAUCUGUCGCACAAUCUGUUACAGAGCAUUUCGCGAGAUUUUUUCGAUUCGGUGGGACAGCACGUGAGGCAAAUUUUUCUGUCCCACAAUAAGCUGCUGCUAAUCGAUACAUCGGUAUUUGGCACGUUGCCAAAUUUAAACGUACUGAACUUGCACAAAAAUAACAUUAGCAUGGUUAAACGGCGCGCGUUCUCAGAGAUGCCGUCAUUACAAAUGGUGGACCUCUCCGACAACCACAUCGAACAGCUAGCGCCCGAGCAGUUCCACGGCCUACGCCGCUUGCGCCAGCUGCGCCUGGCGCGCAACGGCCUGCGCGCGCUUCCCGGGGACGUGUUCCAGAACACGCUGCUGGAGGACCUGGAUCUCAGCGGCAACCACCUGGCGCUGUUCCCCGCCAGCGCGUUGGCGCGCGUGGGCUUCACGCUGCGCCGCCUGCAGCUGGCGCGCAACCGCAUCGAGCACCUGGACGCCGCCAUGCUGCGCGCGCCCGCCUUCCUGAGCGAGCUGGGCUUGGCGCGCAACGCGCUCAGCGUGCUGCCCGACCACACGCUGGCCGGCGUGCCGCGCCUGCGCCGCCUCGACCUGGCGCACAACGCGCUCAAGGCCAACUUCAAGGAGCUAUUCCGCCACGUGCCGCGAUUGCGCCACCUUUCGCUAGAGGGCGCGGGGCUGCGCGCCGUGCCGCCGCUUCCGCUCGGCAACCUCACGGAGCUCAGCCUGCGCGGCAACGCCAUCUCCGCCUUCGGCGCUGCCGACGUACGGUGGCUGCGAGAUUUGCGCGCGCUCGACCUGGCCGGCAACCGCCUCACGUCGCUGCGGCCCACCAUGUGGGAAGCUCUGCCCCACCUUAUGUCGCUCGAUGUGUCCCGCAACCCCAUCGCGCGACUGCAGCACGGCUGUUUUGAUGGCCUCGGGCGCCUGCUCCGCCUGCGGAUGGACGAGCUGGAUCACCUCGAGGCGGUGGAGCCGAGCACGUUCCGUGCGCUGGCAUCGCUGCGCUCGCUGGCGCUGGAGUCUCCCGCGGCUCGCGGCGCAGAGCUGCCGCUGGCGGAGCUGGUGUCGGCGGCGCCGCAGCUGGAGGCGCUGGCGCUGCGCGUGCGUCGCGCGCGGCUGGACACGCAGCUGCUGCGCCUGCGCGCGCCCAAGCUGCGGGUGCUGGAGCUGCGCGGCGGCGCGCUGGCGCACGUGGCGGCGCCGGCGCUGGCGGCGCUGGGGCGGCAGCGCGCGCUGUUGCUGCGCGUGGCCGGCACGCGCGUGGCGACGCUGCCGCCCGGCCUGCUGGCGCCGCUGGCGACCGUGCCCCAGCUGGCGCUGGAACUGGCGCACAACCGCCUGGUCGGCCUGGAGCCCGCCGCACUGUACGCCAACCUCAGCGACUGGCACCGACUCGCCACCAAACUGCUGCCGGGCGGGCUCCUGCUGCGCGGCAACCCGCUGCGCUGCGGCUGCGCGGGCGCGUGGGCGGCCCGCUGGCUGCGGCGGUGGAGCAGCGAGGUGGGCGGCGGGUCGGGGGCGGCGCGCGAGGCGGCGCGGCGCAGCGACUGCGCGGCGGCGGACGCGCGGCCUCGCCCACUGCUGCUGCUGGGCGACGAGGUGGAGUGCGGCGCGCGCGCGCUGUCCGGCCGCGCGCCGCGCCCGCGCUGCCCGGCGCUGCCCGCACUUGCGCUGCUGCUGCUGGUGGCCAGCUAG
This is a messenger RNA of Pararge aegeria (speckled wood butterfly), 3681 nucleotides long. Its product is annotated as chaoptin-like. The transcript is spliced from 5 exons. Lineage: Eukaryota; Metazoa; Arthropoda; Insecta; Lepidoptera; Nymphalidae. Gene Ontology annotation, molecular function: protein binding. The record is from RefSeq and is a predicted model, not a curated record. The coding region runs from base 1 to 3681 and encodes 1226 amino acids.